UGUAGCAAACGCUAAUCCCACUUGUCCCCUCUCGUUGCAUAUCUCUUCAUACUUUCUGUCCUUCAUCGUCAAUCUUCCAUCAAUGGAACUCCAACUCUUAUUGCAGUUCUUCACAAACAACGUCUAUUUCUCUUCUCUUCUCCUUUCACUCACCAUCCUCCUUCUUCUCAUCGCAAUCGCGCGUCUUUCUCACCGAAAGAACAUCCUCUGCAGCUGCGAAACAUGCCAGGCCUACCUCACUUCAAGCUGGUCCCAAUACUUCCACAACCUCUGCGACUGGUACACCCACCUCCUCCGAACCUCCCCCACCAAAACCAUCCACAUCCACGUGCUGCGCAACACCAUCACCGCCAACGUGGAAAACGUUGAGUACAUUCUCAAGACCAGGUUCCACAACUUUCCCAAGGGGAAACCCUUCUCUACCAUCCUCGGUGACUUCCUCGGCAAAGGAAUCUUCAACGUCGAUGGCGAAACCUGGCGCUUCCAGAAGAAGAUGGCCGCCCUCCAACUCAACAACAACGGCGUAACCUUCUUCGCCUUCGAAAUCAUCAAGAGCGAAAUCCAUGACAGACUCCUCCCGCUCCUUCACGCGUCGACCCGAAACGGCGCCGUCUUGGACCUGCAGGACGUGUUCCGGAGAUUCUCCUUCGAUAGCAUUUGCCGUUUCUCCUUCGGGCUGGACCCCAAGUGUUUGGAGAAGUCUUUGCCGAUGUCGAAGUUCGCGGUUUGCUUUGACUUGGCGUCGAAGCUCUCUGCGGAAAGAGCCAUGGCGUUGUCGCCUUAUGUGUGGAAGGUGAAGAGGUUUUUCAAUGUGGGGAGCGAGAAACGGCUUCGGGAAGCGGUUGAAGUGAUUAACGGGUUGGCCAGGGAGGUUAUAAAGCAAAGGCGCGAAAUGGGUUUCUCUGAAAACAAGGACUUGUUGUCGCGGUUCAUGAGCACGGUCCACGACGAUGACACGUAUUUACGAGACAUUGUUGUGAGCUUCUUAUUGGCGGGUCGUGACACAGUGGCUUCGGCUCUCACCAGCUUCUUUUAUCUGUUAGGGAAACAUCCAGAAGUUGAAUCGGAGAUUCGUGCGGAGGCAAAUCGAGUGGUUGGGCCUCAUGAGGAUCUCACGAGCUUUGAAGAGCUUAAGCAAUUGCACUAUUUGCAAGCGGCGAUGCAUGAAAGUCUGAGGCUGUUUCCACCGAUUCAGUUUGAUUCAAAGUUUUGUUUGGAGGAGGAUGUGUUACCCGAUGGGACUAAAGUGGAGAGUGGAACUAGGGUUACUUACCAUCCCUAUGCGAUGGGAAGGUUGGAGGAAAUAUGGGGCUGUGACUGUUCGGAGUUUAGGCCAGAAAGAUGGUUGAAGGAUGGGGUGUUCCACCCCGAAAGUCCGUUCAAGUACCCGGUUUUUCAAGCAGGGUUGAGGGUUUGUUUGGGGAAGGAAAUGGCUCUGAUGGAGCUCAAAACUGUGGCACUUUCACUGCUUCGAAAGUUCCACAUCCAGUUGGUGGAAUCAUCUUGUGGAAACCCUCAUUUCUCCCCUGGACUCACUGCUACCUUUAGGUUUGGCCUUCCCGUGAAGGUUCGUGAGAGAGGAUUAGAACAACAACAACUGAACCCUCUCAUUCACCUAUCCUCUUCCUAGUUAUUCAUCACCUACCUUGCUGUUCAUUAUUUAUGCUCCAUACUCCAUAGCAUGAGAUUGUUUAAAGAAAGCUUGUAUAUAAUUAAGUUAUGUAAGUUAUAUGAAGCAUGUUGGACAAGUAUAAAGCUCUCAGGCCAACUUCAGGUUUAUCAAGGACUGAGUUUAGAUUCUAUCUGGGAACAAUCUCUGGUUUGUAUGAACUGAUUUUUAACUCUAAGUUGGACACUCAACUCUUGUAAUUAACCUCUGUAACAAGUUAAGUUCCAUAUGGAUCGAUCUUGAACCCUUCCAAAAUUAAGCGAAUCUUGUACAGGAUCGUAGGAUUUGGAUUGACGAAGAUGUAUACUUGUUCAUGAUACUUUGAGGGGUGACUCGACAGUUGGAAGAACCACUUGAAAAAGGAAAAGCACAGAGAGCAGAAAAGCAACUCACGAUAAAGGUAUUUAUAACUGAUAUUUGGCAAACCUUCUUAAACUGGAACAUUUAUGUUUACAUGUUUUGGGAGUUAGGUAUUCAUUAUUUAUGGACCAUACACAUAGCAUGUGAUUAAUUGUGAUGUGUGAGAGAUUAUUGGUGAUUGAUUCUAUGCUGAUGAUGAUAAUGGUGGAAAAUGAAGAGACAGCAUUGUUUUGUGCACCACAAGUUUAUGGAAGUGAUUAGUUGGAAAACGACUGGGAUGUGAUUAAUGGCGAACGGGUGCAGAAGAGUCUUGUUCGCACCACUAAACCAGAAUGAAUGUGUUGAUGUCGGUAGAUUCUUGUUGAGGUACAAGUUAAUGUUGAAAUUGAUUCCUGAAGCUGGUGGUUUUUGGAUGUGCAUAUGGAUUUUGCUCAGUGGAUCCGACAUUUUAUAUAGUGCGCCACGAAAGCUGUGACAUAUUUGUGAGUGUGUAUGUGGUUCUUUUUUUCUUUAUUCUGUUUGUUUUUAUUGAUAUUAUGUACAUUAAAAUUGUAGAAGUACCUGCAAUGGUCAUUAAUUAAAUCCUUUUAUGUAUGAU
Vigna angularis (adzuki bean) is the source of this 2627-nucleotide messenger RNA. Its product is annotated as cytochrome P450 94C1. The transcript has a single exon. Gene Ontology annotation, molecular function: iron ion binding; monooxygenase activity; heme binding. Lineage: Eukaryota; Viridiplantae; Streptophyta; Magnoliopsida; Fabales; Fabaceae. The coding region runs from base 83 to 1630 and encodes 515 amino acids. The record is from RefSeq and is a predicted model, not a curated record.